This is a messenger RNA of Lolium rigidum, 1362 nucleotides long. RefSeq names its product glucan endo-1,3-beta-glucosidase 11-like. Gene Ontology annotation, biological process: carbohydrate metabolic process. Lineage: Eukaryota; Viridiplantae; Streptophyta; Magnoliopsida; Poales; Poaceae. The record is from RefSeq and is a predicted model, not a curated record. Gene Ontology annotation, molecular function: hydrolase activity, hydrolyzing O-glycosyl compounds. Gene Ontology annotation, cellular component: plasma membrane. The transcript is spliced from 2 exons. The coding region runs from base 10 to 1287 and encodes 425 amino acids.
GCCGGUCCGAUGGCAUUUCGGCUCCUCCUCGCCGUGGCCGUUGGCGCGCUUGCAUUGGAUUUGGCGGCAGCGCUCGGGGUGAACUACGGGCAGGUCGCGGACAACCUGCCGUCGCCGCAGGACGCGGCGGUGCUCCUCCGCGCGCUGAAAGCCACGAAGGUCAAGCUGUACGACGCGGACGCGCGUGUGCUCAGCGCGUUCGCCGGCUCCGGCGUCGAUUUCACCGUGGGGGUCCCGGACAACCUCGUCCCUCGGCUGGCAUCCAACCCUUCCGCCGCAGCAGCCUGGGUCCGCGCCAACAUCCUCCCGCACCUCCCGGGGACGUCCAUCACCACCGUCACCGUGGGCAACGAGGUGCUCACCGGCACCGACACCACCAUGCUCCGCUCUCUACUCCCGGCCAUGGAGUCACUCCACGCAGCGCUCGCCGCGUGCAACAUCACCUCCCACAUCGCCGUCACCACCGCGCACUCCCUCGCCGUGCUCUCCUCCUCAUUCCCGCCCUCCUCCGGCGCGUUCCGGCACGACCUCCUGCCCUACAUCACGCCGCUCCUCGCCUUCCUCGCGAAGACCAACUCUCCGUUUUUUAUCAACGCGUACCCCUACUUCGCUUACAAGGCCGACUCAGGCAGCGUGGAUCUCGACUACGUGCUGUUCCAGUCCAACGCCGGCGUUCUCGACGCGGCCACGGGGCUGCGGUACGGCAACAUGCUGCACGCGCAGGUGGACGCCGUGCGGACGGCGAUAUGCGCCGCCGACUACGGGAUGGCGGUGGAGAUACAGGUGUCCGAGACCGGGUGGCCGUCGCAGGGCGACGACGACGAGGCCGGGGCCUCGCCGCAGAACGCGGCGAGGUACAACGGGAACCUGAUGAGGCUUGCGGCGCAGGGCAAGGGCACGCCGGGCGCACCAGGGGAGCCGUUGCAGGUGUACGUCUUCGCGCUGUUCAACGAGAACCAGAAGCCCGGCCCGGCGUCCGAGCGGCAUUACGGGCUGUUCAAGCCGGACGGCACGCCGGCGUACGACGUCGGCGUCAAGGCGCCCACGAUCGGUGGCUGGAAGGGUAGCGGCAACGACAAUGGCAACGGCGCCAACAACGGCACGGGUGGUGGCGCCGGGCUGGUCGUUGCGGAUGGGCCCGGCGAGACGGGCGGCGGUGUUGGCCCGGGCACUGGAUACUACACCAUUUCUUCUGCCACGCUCAAGGUGAAACGGUGGCGGUGCACCGGAAGCUCACCGCUGAUGGCCGUCAUAUUCCUCAUGGUGUACGGUCUCUGUUGGUCAUGACGAUCUCGAGGCUGCACGUAGAUGCAUAGUAUUGCAGAUUGCACACAGGCUAUUGAUUCAUUCAUCAUUGUUUUU